CACACCAUGCCCCGAGCACAGCCUGGCGCGACCUGAAGGCGGGUUAUCAUCGGUGACGUGGACAGAUGAGCAGCUCCCGACGGAUCGAUGCCAGCCAAAUGAUGACCAGUUGUGGCCAGCAGUCCUUGAACGUGCUCACCGUCCUCUCGUUGCUGAUUUCUGCAGUCUUGUCUGCGCAUUUCCGGGUCUGUGAGCCGUAUACGGACCACAAAGGCCGCUAUCACUUUGGCUUCCACUGCCCCCGGCUCUCGGACAACAAAACCUUCAUUCUCUGCUGUCACCAUAACAACACAGUUUUCAAAUACUGCUGCAACGAGACAGAGUUCCAGGCGGUGAUGCAGGCGAACCUCACGGCCGGCUCCGAGGGCUACAUGCACAACAAUUACACCGCCUUGCUGGGAGUGUGGAUCUAUGGCUUUUUCGUGUUGAUGCUCCUGGUCCUGGAUCUUUUGUAUUACUCGGCAAUGAACUACGACAUUUGCAAAGUUUACCUGGCGCGGUGGGGCAUCCACGGACGAUGGAUGAAACAGGACCCCCGGCGGUGGGGCAACGCUGCCCGGCCCCCUCCACCGGGGCAGCCCGCCCCACAGCCCCAGCCUCCCCCAGGCCUGCUGCCACAAGCCCCCCAGGCCGUGCACACGCUUCAGGGAGAUGCUCACAGCCCACCACUGAUGACCUUCCAGAGUUCAUCUGCCUGAAAGCCCUUUUGCCGUGCCUCAGGAUGGGGGAGGUGAGACCCGAAGCACCUGGCACAGCCUCCAAGAAGAACAACUUCCACAGAGACCCCAGGGAGAGCCGAGGUGGCUGCGGCGGUGGCAGAGGAGGAAAUGCCACCUGUACCCACAAGCCCCUUCCAUGGACUUCUAAUAUUAGGAGCAAACUCAGGGGUGGGGGCCAGGGAUCUUAAGGGAGGGGUUCUUGAGCCACCUGUCCGCAAGCAAUAGUCCCAUUCUGGGCUGGUGGCUUCUGAGAGGUGACGCCAUUGUGGACUCAGGAUGACCAGCACAAAAUUGCUCCGGCUAAUUCAAGCCACAGGGAUUAGGCCUGUGCAUCGUACCUGUGGGCCCCUUGCCUCCUGUCCCUCCAGCUGUGGCCUGUGGGCCUAUCUGUGUCACAAUACUGAAUGUGAGUGUGUGUGUGUGGGUGUGUGUGGGUGUGGGUGUGGGUGUGUGUGGGGGGGUGUGGGUGGAUGUGAUUUGGGUGUUCUUUUUGUGUGUUUGUUUGGUCGGUUUCUAUUGGAGUCCCCCCCGAGUCCUUUAAUGGGCACAGGCCACCAGUGGCGGGGGCCCUGGUCAGCGUCCCCGUUCAAACUUCUGGCUGUGGCUGGCAGCCGUGAACCCACUAGAGUCAGUGAGCAUGAGGCAUUGCCCCGCUGCGUCUGAGGGCCCUGGGGAUUUGAAGAUGUUAGUGAGGGUUGGUUCUUAUGGAAUUUGUUCCUAUAACAAUGUAAUAAUAGGGGAUGAUGCAUCUUGGGCCAUCCACAGAACAGGCACUGGGCUGCGUGCCUUCAUGCACUCUCCCUCUCACUGGGAGAGGGGUGUGGUGAGCCCCCUGCAGAAAUGGCUCUGAGAAGGGAAGUUGCCAGGGUCACACAGCCACGAGGAAACCAGCCCUUCUGUUUGAUCGUAGGGGUGUAGGAACCCAAAGUCCACACUCCCCAUCCCAGGGGACCCCUCAGCACAAUCCCUGGGACAUCUCCCCACUAGUUUCUCAGUGGACUGACUGUUGCCCCAAGUUCUCCACCAUCACUGCCCUGAAACCCUCAUCCACACAACAAAUUCUGGUUGAGCACCUGCUGUGUGUCAGGCCCCAGGCUGGGCAGUGACAGGGACUGGCCAUGAGUCAGGCAGGCCUGAUCCCUGCCCUGGAGGGGGGCUGCCAUCUGGUGGGAUAGACAGACACACAGAUCUGUGCUGAACACGGUGAUGAGGACUGUGGAAGCCCCAGGGGAAGUUUCCAGAAACCAUUCCUCUUUAGACUUCCACGUAAACCCGGAUGCCUAUAACAUCUGUCACCAGAGCUCCCCCCACCCACCCACACUGCUUGCCCAAGGUGCACACACGGAAGGUCAUUGCCUGGGAAAGGAUCACAUAAAUCCCCAAGGACCACACUGCCAGUGUAGACACAUUCAUUCCACUGGUGUUGGUGAUAACCGGAUCUCCCCCAGCUUUUAGCGUGGUGGACACGGCUCAGCAAACUUGUGUCCCUCUGAUGGCGUGUCCUCACUCAGCCAGACCCAGUGCUCUUGCACACACACUGUCUGCGCUCCAGACACAGCAGGGAGCGGGCAGGCCCCAGCUCCUGGUGCUGGCUGGCUAGGUGGGGAGAGAGGACAGGGGAGAAGUGAAUCGUGAAUAAGGACGGGGCGCGCUGGGCCGAGAAUUCAGUCAGAACAAUCUGUUAGUGAGGGGCUUGUCAAGGCUGGGUGGUCUGGGAAUGCCUUUCUGAGCGGGUGAUGUUUAAGCCCAGGUCUGAAUGAUAAGCAGCAGCCAGCCACGGGCAUUAGACACAGGGGAAGAGCAUCCAGCACAAAGACCCUCAGGCAGUAGCAUGCCUGAUGGUUUCAAAGAACCAAAGAAAUCCAGGAUGGCUGGGACGCAGAGGGAGGGCAGAAGGGGUUGAGGGUGAGGGAGUCCAGGCUCUGUAAGGCCUCACAGACACAACACCUUGUCCUUUGAUAAAGCAUUUUCCAGGCAACCUGGCUCUCCAUCCCCUCAACAGCUCCAUAAGGAAAGGACUCUCCUCAUUUCGUGGACUAGGAACCUGAGACUCAGAUGGGUCCGGUGACCCGCCCCAGUUCACCAGGCAGGCUGUGGCAGACCAGACCCACGGUUUCCAUGCAUCUCCCCGGACAGGGGUGCCCAAGCGUGUGGCUUGGCAGAGGCAAAGUGGGAAAACUUUACUUUGGGGUCUUGAGUAUGGAGGGGCAUGUCUUCCUUUCCCUGGACACUGUGGGGAGCCCUGGAAAGGGGCACAGCUGCCCUCCGGCCCAGGGGGAUCAACCCUCACCUGAAUCCAAUGUGCAGAGCCUCGGGAAUCAGGGGAGCCCGAGGUUUGGGGAGGGGGCACAAGACCUGGAUUGUGACAUCAGCUCUGCACUAAGAGUGAUGUGAGCCCGGGCCAGUCCUGUGCCUUCUCCGCCCUCAGUUUCCCCCUCGGUGAGAGGAAGGAGUCAGACCAGGUAUUAGGGGGCUGGCAUCUCUGGCUUCCUGUGGUCCAGGGUGACGCUCACACAGCUGAUCCCACAGGGGGUGCUUCUUCUGGUGGGAAGGAGCUGGUUGCCUUGCCUCCCUGGCCGGACUGCCUGAGCCGGAGGCUACUCUCACUUAGACCAGCCUGGGCCAGGACCCACCUGAUUGGCAGCCCCGAGAAUUACAACUUGCAGGCCUCUGGCCCCUGCCAGCAAUCUUCUCGGGAGUGACUGAUAACCCCGUGGGGCUUGGGACAGAAUAUUCUGUUGGAAUUGGAGGCUUCCCACGUGUAGCUCAGAAGACAUCACAGACGCAGCCGGCCAGUGCGGGACAGAGUAUGCGGAGGGCAGAGGCCCUUCCUCGCUCCUCUCCGAGCCUGUUUGCCACCUGUCAGGGGGCAGGGGGUGCGUGGGAAGGAGGGAACAAUGGUCACUGGCUCUCUCCGUGGCUGAGGGGUGAGACGGGGCGCCGGUUGUGAGCGCCCCGAGUGGAGGGCAGCCGCAGGGAAGGCACUUGUGCGCAGGGCCGUCCCUCCCAACGUCCAGGGCUCCUCAAAACCCUGCAGGAGCCCGGCUUGCCCCAGCAAAAUCCUGUCCCCCCCUACUGUGGCAGGCCACCAUGCCAAUCGGUAGAGUGUCCCCGAGAAUAAGACACAGGGUAGUGACAAGUUCAAGUAGAGAUUUCCAGAGUUAGUGUUUUUUAGUGACUCCCAAACCCGGUUUUUCAAGCUGCCUAUGUUUACUUUCUACUGCAAGCUUCUGGCUAUCACCACGUAAUUUGUAACAAUAAAAUAAUCAUAGUACAAAAAGAAAAAUAAAAAGCAGAGAAAGAAGAAGACAACAUACCUUACCGAGGAGUUUGUACCCGACGCCGGUCUGUGUCCUGACUUCCAUUUGUAAGGACCUCUUCCUACUGGGAACGGUGCAUCAUGGACAAGCAGCUGACGCUUUUCCUCUCGCCGGUGUAUGGUGUGAUCCGUGUGUUUUGGAACCGAUUCAGAACCAAUACCAGGUAGCAUCCUCAGGCCCUCUGCCCUCACCUUUACCUCUGAAGUCGCCCUGAGCCUCAGGCAGGAGCAGCCUGCUCCUGCAGACGGGCCCGGAGCUGCCAGGGGCCAGGGGGCCGUCUGACGCUGACCAGGACCAGUAUGAAACAGGCCUUAAUUGAAAACACACGCACGUGCACCCCCACAUGCAUAGGGACACGCAUGCACACACGCACACGUAGACACGUGCACAUGCAGGUGGACCCUCUUGCGGUCUCAGAUACUUUAGAAAAAUAGGCAGGCCGCUAACGAGGGUGGGUGGUCCUUCCCUUCAUUGUCCAAAACACCAUUCAGGUGUGGCCCCGAGGCUGGAAAGAAGGGCUUGGGGGGUGGGGGCAUCAGGGACAUGGUGAGGAGUGGGGCCGAGAGACGCUUCCUGGCUCACCAUCAAAUCCAAGGCUCUCUCUAGAGCAUUUCAGUCACAGCGAGGCUGUGGGUGUGGCCGUGCCUGGCACCGUCUCCCACGCAGACCCCCAGACCCUCCGCCGUCCCUCCAGCCCAGGCCCCAUCCGCCAGCCCAGCUGACAUCUUGCCCACCGUGUCCACUAGAGUCUAGUAGAUCCCUCAACAAUCCAAAUUCAUGUGACAGCCCCAAGGGGAGUUAUUGGGGGCAUUUCUUGUCAGUGUCGAGGGGCAGCCGUGUCAUCACAGAGAGACGUCUAUGCCUCCCCACCCCCGUCGUCUGCUAUGGGAACCUGAGGUUGGAAUAAUAGAGGUGACUUUCAGGAAUUCUUGACCUUGCCGCUUACCUGGUGAGUAUCAGAUGGUGUCUGCCUGGUCCCCACAAACCAGCUGUAAGGUCAGAGGGCAGCCAGCCCCCGAGUGAGUGGUGACACCGUGCUCACUGCCACCUGCAACCCCCAGAGCCCAUCACCAGACCAGGCUGCGGCGAUGCCCUUUACCCUCCAGAACAUAAAGACCACACACCUGCUGUGUGACUGACACCCCACGAGGGUCCCAGCCUGCCUUGCAGCACACACAGCCCUAGACGGCAGUCAAGGGAAUGGAUACAACCUUGGGGUCUGUGGCCUGAAAGACAGAUGUUGAAGUUGAGCGGUCAGGCGAGAGAGAGAGAGAAGAGCCUAGAAAAUCCAUUCGCUCAUGCAUGCAUUCCUUCAUCUGUUCAACGAAUAUUUAUCCAGCUCUGAACCCAGCACGCAUCUGGGCGUGGUUCCUGCCAAACACAGAGAUGUCAGGGAACAUGCGUGUGUCCAUGGGAGAGGCUGGGAUCCCCUGAGAAGUGACUAGUUGUGCCUAACAGUUAGGAACGCCCAGAUCCCCAAAGCAAACAGGCAACACCUACCUAUACCCUCCGUGAGAGUGGCCUUGGAGGUGGCAUUGUCCCCACCCAAGUUCCCAGGACCCUGCCAGAUGGUGCUAGAGAGAUGCCUGCUGAGUGAGCCACUUUGACCCUUAGUCACACUGUACCAAAAACUCCUAUCUUUACAUCAAAACCCUGAUAUGUUUGCCCUUGACAGGGUGACAUUCAGGGCUGCGGCAGGGCCCACCCCCCAGAGGCAUCAUUCACAACGCGGUCACGGAAAUGGUCAUGGGUUCCCAGGAACAGCAUUUCUGUGGACCGCAUCGGGAACAGCAACCCCCAGGUUUGUGCAGUGAGGUGCCCUGUGAAUUGCCCUACACCAUCCAACAAAAUACGCAGGAGCCCAUGGAAGUCAGACGAACCUGGGUGUGGGUGAAAUUCUGGGGCACGUGGUUGCAAGUCGCAGCUGGCACUGCCACCGGGGGCAUCCAGUGGGACCAAACUGGUGACCUGAGAGAAUGUCUUCUUGGAGCCUCGCCUGGGUUCUCACGUGUGUUCUUUCUGUUUCUCCCCACUUCUGUAUGUUCAAGCUGAUGGGAUGCGUCACAAUCAGAUCGGCAAGCAGUCAGUCUGGGUCAGGUGUAAUAACUGAGUGGGACGCCGAGGGGGAGGGGCUCAGUCGCCUAAACAAGCCAGGACCCGCCCCCCCAGGCAGGUGCGUCCACGCCAGGGUCGGCCACGCUAGGGCACACAGGUGAGGGUCGGACAGGGCGGCUCCUCUCUCCUGCACACCCCGACUUCCGUGAGCAGGCACAGGGUCUCCCUGAGAGCUGAUAACCGGGAAAACCAAAAACCAACAAUAUUCCUGAUAAUAAUAAUGUAAUAAUAAUAAUAAUGUAUUUUACACUGCGCUACGCUGCUUUUGUCUUUAUAUACAGUAGUUUUUAUAAAGAUGUCCUUAGGUUUUAAUAAAGGAGUGUCAUGUCA
This is a messenger RNA of Zalophus californianus (California sea lion), 6484 nucleotides long. It is a transcript of the gene SHISAL1, whose product is annotated as shisa like 1. The record is from RefSeq and is a predicted model, not a curated record. Lineage: Eukaryota; Metazoa; Chordata; Mammalia; Carnivora; Otariidae. Bases 66 to 698 code for a protein of 210 amino acids. The transcript has 5 exons.